This is a messenger RNA of Eutrema salsugineum, 2743 nucleotides long. RefSeq names its product N6-adenosine-methyltransferase MT-A70-like. The coding region runs from base 434 to 2575 and encodes 713 amino acids. The record is from RefSeq and is a predicted model, not a curated record. The transcript has 11 exons. NCBI's taxonomy places the organism in Eukaryota, Viridiplantae, Streptophyta, Magnoliopsida, Brassicales, Brassicaceae. Gene Ontology annotation, cellular component: RNA N6-methyladenosine methyltransferase complex.
AAUUUUGCCGACCAAAUCGUCUCCACCGACUACUCGUCGUGAUCUCCGGCGUUAUCUCUGGCGCGAGGCCCGUCUCCUCCGGGUGGAGAUGCCUAUGACGCCGGUGUUUCUCUUCUACCAUAUCCCAACCAAUUCCUCGGUACCUUCGUCGAACAAAGUCAUCUCCACUUUUGGUUUUUAAUUUUUGAUUUUGGGUUUGAGAGCUUUUAUUCCAAAGCAAGAGCUGGUGAAGAGAGUUAACAGUUUCACCGAGUUGAAGGAAAACGUAAAGCAAGAGUUUCUUCUUCUGCGGAGGGUCGUAGACUCAUUGUGCAGAUUACGCGAUUGAACAAAGACAAAAACGACUUGAUAUUGAGUGAAAAAACAGCCUGGGAGAAGCUGAACCUUCGAGAAGGAACGCUCUUACAAGGUACAGUUGCUAAAAUCUUACCAUAUGGAGCUCAAGUUAAACUCGGUGAGAGUAGUAGAAGCUUUUGUAAAUUUCAAUUUGGAGACAAUGGAAACUGAAUCGGAGAGAAACGACGAUGCCACCAUUAUCGCCGUCAAAGACAUGCGAGCUCGAUUAGAGAAUCGAAUUCAAACCCAGCACGAUGCUCACUUGGAUCUCCUCUCCUCGCUUCAACAAUCCAUUGUUCCCGAUAUAGUCCCGUCUCUCGAUCUCUCCCUCCGGCUCAUCUCUUCUUUCACCAAUCGACCAUUCGUCGCCACGCCUCCUUUACCUGAACCCAAGGUGGAGAAGAAGCACCAUCCAAUCGUUAAACUAGAAACCCAGCAGCAACAACAACAAGGUCAUGGCUCUAAAUCGAUGCUCGUCGAUUCGAAUCAGAGAGAUUCUGGUUCUGGCGCUGAAGCUGAUGGAUCUAGUGGGAGUCCCAUGGCGCUCGUGAGAGCGAUGGUUGCUGAGUGUUUGCUUCAGCGAGUUCCGUUUUCUCCGACGGAUUCGUCGACUGUGCUUCGGAAGCUAGAGAAUGACCAGAACGCUAGACCGGCGGAUAAAGCGGCGUUACGCGACCUAGGCGGAGAGUGUGGGCCGAUCCUCGCCGUGGAGACUGCUCUUAAAUCGAUGGGGGAAGAGAACGGUUCCGUUGAAUUGGAGGAGUUCGAGGUUAGUGGGAAGCCUCGAAUCAUGGUCUUGGCUAUUGAUCGAACCAGAUUGCUCAAGGAGUUGCCGGAGAGUUGUCAGGGGAACAACGAAUCGGGUCGGGUCGUGGAAACCCCUAAUUUGAUUGAGAAUUCCACAGUUUCCGGCGGGUUUGGAGUUUCCGGGUCGGGUAAUUUCCCGAGACCCGAGAUGUGGUCUGGUGACCCGAAUAUGGGGUUUAGGCCGAUGAUGAAUGCACCAAGAGGGAUGGGAAUGAUGGGGAUGCAUCAUCCAAUGGGGAUGAUGGGUCGACCACCGCCGUUUCCGUUGCCUUUGCCAUUGCCGGUGCCGGUGAAUCAGAAGAUUAGAAGUGAGGAAGAUGAUUUGAAAGACGUUGAGGCUCUUCUUAGCAAGAAGUCUUUUAAGGAGAAGCAACAGUCAAGGACUGGUGAGGAGUUGCUUGAUCUCAUUCACCGUCCUACUGCCAAAGAAGCCGCUACCGCAGCUAAGUUUAAAAGCAAAGGAGGAUCACAGGUGAAAUAUUACUGUAGGUAUUUAACUAAAGAAGAUUGCCGUCUUCAGUCUGGUUCCCACAUAGCCUGCAACAAGAGACAUUUUCGUCGACUAAUCGCUUCACAUACUGACGUCAGCCUAGGAGAUUGUUCCUUUCUCGAUACAUGUCGUCAUAUGAAGACUUGCAAAUAUGUGCAUUACGAGCUCGACAUGGCCGACGCUAUGAUGGCGGGUCCAGACAAAGCAUUGAAGCCUCUACGUGCUGAUUACUGUUCUGAAGCUGAACUUGGCGAGGCACAAUGGAUCAACUGCGACAUACGUUCUUUUAGAAUGGACAUUUUAGGCACUUUCGGAGUUGUAAUGGCUGAUCCGCCAUGGGACAUUCACAUGGAACUUCCAUACGGAACAAUGGCUGAUGACGAGAUGCGCACUCUCAAUGUCCCCUCGUUGCAGACUGACGGUUUGAUUUUCCUCUGGGUUACUGGUCGUGCAAUGGAGCUAGGCCGUGAAUGUUUGGAGCUUUGGGGAUACAAGCGAGUGGAAGAGAUCAUAUGGGUAAAGACGAAUCAACUUCAACGCAUUAUUCGAACAGGAAGAACAGGUCACUGGCUUAACCACAGCAAAGAGCAUUGUCUGGUCGGAAUCAAAGGAAACCCAGAAGUAAACAGAAACAUCGACACAGAUGUCAUUGUUGCAGAGGUUAGAGAGACAAGCCGGAAGCCAGACGAGAUGUAUGCAAUGUUAGAGAGGAUCAUGCCAAGAGCAAGAAAGCUCGAGUUGUUUGCCCGUAUGCACAAUGCUCAUGCCGGAUGGCUGUCACUUGGUAACCAGCUUAAUGGAGUCCGGUUAAUAAACGAAGGUCUUCGAGCUCGGUUUAAGGCAUCGUACCCUGAAAUAGACGUGCAGCCACCAUCACCACCAAGAGCCUCAACGAUGGAGACUGACAACGAACCAAUGGCUAUUGACUCAAUCACAGCUUAGUCGAAUUUGAUAAACUAAAGCCAAAGGUGUCAGCUUUGUUGGAUCUUGACCGUUGAAAUCGCAAUAUAUGAUGAGCUAAGCUAAUGACCGUUCAUGAAGAAUUAACAUUUGUGCUAUGUAAUUGUAAAAUCUUUAUGAAAAAUGAAAGGAAGAAGCUUUUUAACAAAA